UAUAUCGUUGCGUUCUUAUCUCAAUCCAGAGUCUCAGUCACGUGACAAUAGCUCACGUGACGCGUGGAAUGUGGUUCUAACAAAAUGGCAGAACAUGCGAAUAAAGAUCUGCUGUAUGCUACAGAGAAUGGCUCACUUGAAGGCGUUAAAGCGGCAUUAGAAGCUGGUGCAGACAUUGACUACGAAGAGCCGGCCAGCCAUGCCACACUCAUUGGUACAGCGCUGUUCAUAGCUUGUGACCUUGGGCAUGUGGACAUUGUGAGGCUACUGCUCCGCAAGGGGGCGUCUUUGGUGAAGAGAACGUUUAGUGCAUUCACCCCCCUCCAUGGAGCAGCGUACGAAGGGAGGACAGAAAUAGUGGACUUACUGGUGCAGCAUGGUGCAACAGUAGACGUACUGGACUGGUACCAGAACACACCACUCAUGACCGCUUGUGUCAACAACCAUGUCGACACGGUUCGGCGACUGAUUGAGCUUGGAGCAAGGCCUGAUUUGGACGACGGCCAUAUAGCACAGAUCUUAAGGGUAGAAGUCGCCGAAAAUCGUUGUUCUGUGGAAGAGAGUUAUAACCUGAUAGAAGAGGUGAGGAAGUCCAAGCUGUUGAGAUGCUGCAACCCGAAGUGUGGCAAACCAGGCUACAGGAAAACCCUGAAGCUGUGUGGCCGGUGCAAGCUGACCCGCUACUGCAGCCGUGACUGUCAGAAACAACACUGGUCUGUCGGACACAAGAAGUGCUGUGGGCAUGACGUGUACUUGUAAUCACAAUGAAGCUGACCCCCUCCAACAACGGAUGGCUGAUAAAGGCCAUAUGAAGCAUAGUUGAUUACACGAUGCCAUUUGAUACAGGCGUGUACUCUGACAAGGGACCAAACUAUGGCUGUCUUUCAGUUUCACUAAGGAUAUGAUUCUUGCGUCCUUGUAGAAAUGACGCCACAAAGCUCGUUCAGCUGCACGUUUUAUAUGGCAUUGUUUGAUUUCUCUUAGAAGAAAGUAAAAACGUUGAACGAGUAUAUGAUGAGUUAGUUGGAUUUUACGACGGAAACUAAAAAAAAGUGAAUACACAUGUACACUGUAUUACACAUACGCAUAUUUGUUUAUUGUAGCAAUGGGCAUCUUUGUGUUUUCAGACAGAGGUACGAAUCACAGGAACUUUGAAAGUAAAAAAAUUAAACAGACACUGAAAAGGCUUGUUGUAUUACUGUUAUCAUUUACUUCUUCGCCAUUUAAGAAUAUAGAGACACUCGUCAAGAAAUUGUACAAUACAAAUGUAUUCAGACAAAAGACACAGCAAGGAAGGUUUACUGAUGUUUGCCUACAAGUUCAGAGUUAUUUGUCAGUUACGUACUUCUACAUCAACAUUGUACAUGACAUAGAA
Branchiostoma floridae (Florida lancelet) is the source of this 1375-nucleotide messenger RNA. Its product is annotated as poly [ADP-ribose] polymerase tankyrase-2-like. The coding region runs from base 85 to 759 and encodes 224 amino acids. NCBI's taxonomy places the organism in Eukaryota, Metazoa, Chordata, Leptocardii, Amphioxiformes, Branchiostomatidae. Gene Ontology annotation, molecular function: protein binding. The record is from RefSeq and is a predicted model, not a curated record. The transcript has 5 exons.